This is a messenger RNA of Parathielavia appendiculata, 505 nucleotides long. RefSeq lists its product as uncharacterized. Lineage: Eukaryota; Fungi; Ascomycota; Sordariomycetes; Sordariales; Chaetomiaceae. The record is from RefSeq and is a predicted model, not a curated record. The transcript has 3 exons. Bases 127 to 426 code for a protein of 99 amino acids.
GGUUCCUUUUUUUCAGCCGAACAUGUGACGCAACGCUAGGCAGGAUGGUGGGCGCUAGACAAACAAAAAACAUGUUGGGGAUAGGUGAAGUGAAAUGAGUCCGAGUAUCAAACAGAAGGAAAAGAUAUGAGAGAGAGCGAGAGAGAGAGAGAGAGAGAGAGAAAGAGAGCGACGCGCGACAGGAAAGGGGGAAAGGAAAGAGAAAAAACGGUAUCACUCAUCAUCGCGACACAACCAAUACCCAGUCGUCCCUCUAGCACAUCCAUCACAACACCAAACCUCCAGCACGCUGCCAACUCCUGUACUCCCCGAUGCAUCCAACCAAUGCCGAGCUGUAUUAUCCGCCCUUCGACAAGCUCCAUCCAGCAGCAGCCAAACCCCUUUCACAAAUCGGUCCUAGGUUCGCGGCCUAGGGAAUCGACAUAGAAAACUGUCAGCCAAUCGAAUCUCACCAAGCCAAAAGGGACAUCGCAUUAAACGCCAGUUAUAAUCAUACUUCUCGAGC